This is a messenger RNA of Tribolium madens (black flour beetle), 5847 nucleotides long. It is a transcript of the gene Abl, whose product is annotated as tyrosine-protein kinase Abl. Gene Ontology annotation, molecular function: non-membrane spanning protein tyrosine kinase activity; ATP binding; protein binding. The coding region runs from base 276 to 4592 and encodes 1438 amino acids. Lineage: Eukaryota; Metazoa; Arthropoda; Insecta; Coleoptera; Tenebrionidae. The transcript is spliced from 9 exons. Gene Ontology annotation, biological process: protein phosphorylation. The record is from RefSeq and is a predicted model, not a curated record.
GUAGACGUAUGGUGCGAUUGAUCUAUCCGGAGUAAUCGUUAAAACGGCGGUUUUCUCGCGUCCGUAAAAUGCCAAAUAACUGAGACCGAAGCUGUAGCGGUUCGUCGAGUGUCGUGCGUGAAUAUUAUGUAGUUGUGUUGUGCCGUUUUCGAAUCCGCCACCCUUUUCUGUGCGGUGUGUGUGUGUAUAUGUGUGCAUCAUUUUUUUCUAUGUGUGUGUGCAUAAUACGUCAGAGGGGGAUUAAGUGACAAUCCGGGAGGGUAUGAUUGCAAGCCAUGGGCGCCCAGAACACCAAGGAACGAGCCGUGAUCGGCACCCACCACUCGAUUAGGGCGGCCAGAAGCAGACCCCGAGCCACGAAAGAUGGACGGCAAAUUGUCUCAAAUAUUUUCACCGAACACAGCGAAGCUCUCCUUCAGAGCCGACCGCUUCCGCACAUACCCAGCCUACCCGAGACCGACCCUCCGGGAACUCUCAAUACCAACACGCUGGGUUCCGGCGGUGGGAUUGGUACUUUGUCAGGUUCUUCCGGUUCCGGUGCACCUUCCACGCCCAUGUCGCUCGAAACCGCCAACAGAUGGACAUCGAAGGAGAAUCUCCUAGCGCAGGAGGAAGACGAUCCGCAGCUGUUUGUGGCCUUGUACGACUUCCAAUCGGGCGGUGAAAAUCAACUUAGCCUUAAGAAAGGCGAACAAGUGCGCAUCUUGAGUUACAACAAAAGUGGUGAAUGGUGUGAGGCUCAUUCGACGUCGAACCAAAUCGGUUGGGUACCAUCAAAUUACGUCACUCCGGUGAAUUCCCUAGAGAAGCAUUCGUGGUACCAUGGACCGAUUUCACGAAACGCUGCUGAAUAUCUACUAAGUUCGGGAAUAAAUGGUAGUUUUCUGGUGAGGGAAUCGGAGAGUAGUCCUGGUCAAAGAAGUAUAUCGUUGAGGUAUGAAGGUCGGGUGUAUCACUACAGGAUCAAUGAGGAUGCAGAAGGUAAAGUUUUUGUCACGGCUGAAAGCAAGUUCAAUACGUUGGCGGAAUUGGUGCAUCACCAUUCGAUGUUAGCGGACGGAUUAAUAACACAGUUGUUGUAUCCUGCACCGAAACAUAACAAACCAACAGUGUUUCCAUUGAGUCCCGAGCCGGACGAAUGGGAAAUCAACAGGACAGACAUCGUGAUGAGGCAUAAAUUGGGUGGGGGACAAUAUGGAGAUGUAUACGAGGCGGUAUGGAAGAGGUACAAUAUGACAGUGGCUGUUAAAACACUCAAAGAGGAUACUAUGGCCUUGAAGGAUUUCCUUGAAGAAGCCGCAAUUAUGAAAGAGAUGAAACACCCGAAUUUGGUACAAUUGAUGGGUGUAUGUACCCGUGAACCACCUUUCUACAUAAUAACUGAAUUUAUGAGUAAAGGAAACCUUCUGGAUUACCUCCGAAACGGUAACAAGGAACAAAUCAACGCUGUUGUUCUCAUGUACAUUGCCACACAAAUUGCCAGUGGGAUGAGCUAUCUUGAAAGUCGGAAUUUCAUCCAUCGGGAUUUAGCAGCUCGGAAUUGCCUCGUCGGCGAGAACCAUUUGGUUAAAGUCGCUGAUUUCGGAUUGGCUCGUUUGAUGCGCGACGAUACUUACACAGCACACGCAGGUGCCAAAUUCCCGAUCAAAUGGACUGCUCCUGAAGGACUCGCCUAUAAUAAAUUCUCGACGAAAUCGGACGUCUGGGCUUUUGGGAUUCUACUAUGGGAAAUUGCAACGUAUGGAAUGUCGCCGUAUCCAGGAGUGGACUUGACUGAUGUCUAUCAUAUGCUAGAAAAGGGAUACAGGAUGGAGUGUCCACCGGGGUGUCCUCCAAAAAUCUACGAAUUGAUGAGACAGUGUUGGCAAUGGCACACCAAAGAUCGGCCUACCUUCAAAGAGAUACAUAAUUCGCUGGAGAAUAUGUUUCAAGAGUCGAGUAUUACUGAAGAAGUCGAGAAGCAGUUGCAAGGAAAUGAAAGUGCGAUACCUUUAGGGACGCCGCACAUGUCUUAUAAAAAGUCACAUUCGGGAAGUACGGGGAAUAUUCAUGGCUUGGUUGGGGUCACCGAUCAAUCGGCGGCAGAUAACAUGAGUGUAACAUCAAAAUUGUCAACAUUUACCGGAGGUUCGAAGAACAACUUGGUUCAAAUGCGACGCACCACCAACAAGAGGGGUAAACAAGCACCGGCACCUCCUAAACGUACAAGCUUGCUGUCUUCUUGCAGUUCGUUCCGGGAUAGCACUUUCGACGAUCAAGGACAAGGAGACAAUGCGGGAGAUGAAGGAUCUGAUUUAAACGGUUUAACCCGUGAACUUCAGAACCUAACCGCGAGUACUAAAGGGGACAGCGAGAGCGACCUCCAAGACCAAACACCAGACACGGACGACUCCGGUGCUCAUUCUUAUCCGGAAGUUUCAUCCGUAAGCAAUCUUGGAUGCACAACCGGUUCAUUCAAACGAGCCCCCAUCAUGGGUAACAGGGGCUUGGAACAGAGAGGGAAAAAGACUAAAACAAAAGACUUAACUCCUGCUGUCCAAGUGGCGGCACUUGAAGUGCAAAAUGUCCGAAAAGCAAUCAGUCGAUAUGGCACUUUACCGAAAGGUGCUCGAAUAGGGGCGUAUCUUGAAUCUUUAAAACAAAGCGGAAUGUCAACGAAUGAAGAUGCGCCCCCUCACAAUGUCGAACCCACUGAGACUACUCCCAGGUCUUUGUCACCAAGGACUAAUAUAAGGACACAACCUCAAAUGAUACGCAGUAACUCUUCUGGAGGUGUUACAACGUUUCAUGCAACGCACCCUCCCAGUUCCCCCACAUCGGCGAAAUUAUCCCGAACGCGAAAUUUAUCGAGGAAUAAUACCGGAGAUGUCCGGAACAGUCUCCGGACUUUUCGUGCAACGCAAAACAGUUUCCGGGGUGGGAGUCCUUCCAGAGCGGUACAACCGACUUUGGCCGAUUUGGAGUUUCCUCCACCUCCCACCGAUCUGCCUCCACCUCCGGAAGAAUUCGACGGGCCGAUUGAUGUCCCAGAUGGUGUUAUGACAGUUUCGGCUGAAUUGAGAAAGAAAGUGAUACCAAUUUCCCCCCUUACUACGAAGAAAGUCAAAAAUGAAGAAAGUAAUGAGAAUAGUGAUGUUAGUACGUUACAGCCUUCGGUCGAAGAGGCGAGUUCGCGAUUUGGUGUGAGUUUGAAGAAGAGAGAACCGUCGACUGACAGUUGUAAUAGCUUUAAAGAUAAAGAGGAUGCGAAAGAGAAGAGUCCUCAACGAACUAGUCUUAGUUUUACGAGUCCGAGUCAAGAUGGAAAAAGUCCGAUGAGUAUCGACUCGGAUGUACCUGCAGUGGGGUCCCCACUAGAACCACUUCCACCACCACCAAGUUUUCCCGAUUUAAGCGAUGCCGAAAACGAGACUCCAUCAGACGACAAUAAAUCUAAAAAAGUGUUCAAGAACGCACUAGUAAAAGAGAUGGAAUUGAAACUGGUAACUGAGAUAAAAGAACGUGCCGAUCAGAAGAGCAAAUUGAAAGAAUCGCCAUUGUCAGAACCAUUGAUGGCUGUGAGUGGCAUUAGUCACGAUCCUGUAGCUCAACUAGUGACCGAACUGUCACAAUCGUUCAAUCUCGAUAAAGAUAGAAAAGAUCAAACGUCACGAAAAAACUCCAAUGGAGUUAGUUUUGUGUCACAGCUCAAAAAAAUCGAUCUUGUGAAAAAACCACCAACGACCAAAGACAAACCAGACGAUUCAAUAAUUGAUUUUAAAUCACGAUUGAGAAAAGUCGAUCAGGAGGAGGAACAGGAGACGAGUAAACGAGAAAGUACGGCGAGUUCAGAUAGUGGAAAUUUGAAAAUUGACGAUGGAGAGGAUAAACGAAAAAGUACGGGGAGUAUAAGUAGUUUGAAAAAGUUGUGGGAACCAAAAGAGGAUGCUCCUGGAAGUGUACAAUUGAGUCCGAAGUUGGCGUUGAAAAAUAGCAAGAAUGAAGAAUUGAUUAGUGAAGUGUCACCGGUUGAGACGUCGGAUGAUUCGGGGAAAGGGGGAGGGAAGGGGGAGAAAAAGAGUUGGCCGCCUACCGGAGAGGAGAAACCUGUAAUACCGAUUAAACCACCGGUUAAAGCGGUUAAACCGGUUAUUGCAGGAAGGCCGGCAGGAUCGGCGAUUUAUGCUACUCCCAUUGCGCCUACGUCGGGGAAUAAGCCCCCGAUUAUGGCCAAGCCGGCUAAUUUGGAGAAUAAGACGCCAGAGGAUGAUGUGAAGGACCCAACUGACAAGGUCGGCAAGGACAACAUUUUGGAGUUGUCUCAAGCCCUGGAAUCGACUCUCCGUAGCAUAAAAUCAAACGAUAGUGUAUCGACGACGACUUGGUUGCAAUUAUCCGACAAAAUCGGUUUGUUGCAUGGUUCCUGCAUGGACUAUGCAGACAAUGUAGUUCCUGCUCAUACGAAGUUCCAAUUUCGCGAAUUGCUCACCCGUUUGGAGACUCAAGCUCGGCAAUUGCGUUCGGCUGGUUCACGCAACAGCACCGAAAACACUAGGUAUAUUAACGAAGUCAACAAUACUAUCAGAGACGUGGUGAACGUAGUGUUCCGAUAGAAACUUUAUCCUAUUUAAUAUAAAAUACAAAAAUACACUUGUAUUCGACUGUUAGGACCACUCAAUUUAAUUAUAUACUUUUCUAGGUAAGCCCAUGCAUUUAUCAAAUUUUUACGUACUGUGUGGUGGUAGUUUUUCAAGUGCAUUGGUUGUAUUAUUUUCUCUUUGUGUUUUUGGAGAUUUUCGAUAGAACGACCCCGUGUUAUUUUCACUAAACUGUGAUACCAUUUUAUUGUUUUAGGUGUACGUGCUCAAUAAUAACUUAUUUACUUUUUAGCUGUCCUAGAAUUUUCCACGAAUUCUUGUUUGUUUUUAUUUUAUUUUAACUUAUUCGGACGUUCCUUUGCUUCAUAUCGGUGCGAUGUGGGGCGAAGGGAAAGUGAUUGAAAAAUCCUAUGCUAGUCUUUUAUUUGUAUGUAAAUUAUCAUUUGAACGUGUGAGUGUUCAACAAUAGUGCUAAGGAAAUACCUAUAGUUUGUGUAGAGUUACUAUAAGAGAUAAAUUUUGUACAAUCCCAAAGAUACUAUUAAAUUAGCGAAUCGAAGCGUCUGAUUUGUUUGUUUACAAUUUUCUUUUUCUGUAUAUAUUUUAUUUGUGUGUAUAUUUGUUUUUAUCGUUUUUACUGUAGGAUACAAUAUGCUCAUUUUUAUUAAUUCAAGACUUUGAUUUAGUUCAAAUUGCCAAAUGACGUGUUUGGUGUUAUUUAUAAAACGCAUAAACAUUUAUGCUUUCCUAGUGUGUGUUUCGAAAAAUAUUACUUACAACGAUAUACUCAAUAUUUGUGCAAAAAUAGAACCACAGGAUUAUAGCUGCUAAUAAGUGUCACUUGAUUUGUAUUAAUUCCCAUUAGUAAACGAUUUUACAGUGUAUUAUUCCUUUUCCAUAUCCGAUAACUUUCUUAAAGGUAUAGAAGGAUUGUGUUUAUUUAAAGAUCAUUUUAUUGAGAAUGAAACGCAGUCUGAAUCGUGUAUAGAGAGUAAAAAUACAUGAUGUGGUAUGACUGAUUCUCGUUUGUUUUGCGUUAUAGUGCCAUGAUAUUUUAUCAAAACUCAAAAUAAAAUUCUAAAGUAGUAGUUCUCGAUUUUGUGAUUGGAGUGUAUCAUGACCCUAAAGUCUGCACUGUCGAUAGUUUAGCAUUUUUGUAUAAGUACGCAGUUUUGAUAUUUUUUGUAUAUAUACCUUUGAAUUUUGUACAGGCUUUCUAGAUAGGGAAUAACAGACUGUAUCUAUUUAAAAAUAAAUUUGCUAAUUUAAA